AUGAAUGAAAUUGAAAUAGCUGCUACAUUACAUGUACAAUACCGGGCUCUGCAGUGUUGCAUUCUAUCAUACUAUAUCAAAAUGGCCACAGCGGUACAGAACCCUCUCAAAUCGCAAUCCGGAGGUGCAGUCAUCAAGAACAGUCUUGGUGAGGAGUUCUAUAAGGAGGCCAUUGAACACUGUCGCAGCUACAAUGCCCGUCUGUGCGCCGAGCGCUCCAUGCGUCUCCCCUUCCUGGACUCCCAGACCGGCGUGGCCCAGAGCAACUGCUACAUCUGGAUGGAGAAGAACCACCGCGGACCAGGUCAUGCUCCAGGUCAGUUGUACACAUAUCCUGCCCGAUGCUGGCGCAAGAAGAGACGGCUAAACAUCCUGGAGGACCCACGGCUUGUACCGAUCGAGUUCAAGAUCGACUACGAGGCUUCUCUAAAGAAGGAGGGGGGCAUACCAGAUGGUCCCGUGUUGGAGUCGCUGCUCGCCGGGGAAACCCUGGACAAGAAGGUAGAAACCAAGGAAGAAGAGCCAAUGAGCGAGUGUCAGAAGCUGCUGGUUGGGGAUUUCCCUCAUGAGUUAGAUGUGGACGAGAUGGAGGAAGACGUCCCGAAACGCAAGAACCGUACCAAAGGACGGGCCUACGGUGUCGGGGGCAUGAGGAAGAGACAAGAGCCGUCUGCCAUUGAAGACAGAGACAAGCCUUACGUCUGUGACAUCUGUGGAAAGCGCUAUAAGAACCGCCCAGGGCUGAGUUACCAUUAUACUCACACACACCUGGCAGAUGAGGAGGGGGAAGAAGACUCGGAGCGACACACGCUACCCUUCCAGCGCAAGAACAACCACAAGCCCAAGAAAGCACCGGACGGCUCAGUGAUCGCCAACGGCUACUGCGACUUCUGCCUCGGAGGCUCAAAGAAGACUGGCUGUCCUGAAGACCUUAUCUCCUGUGCAGACUGUGGACGCUCAGGCCACCCGUCCUGUCUGCAGUUCACAGUGAACAUGACGGCUGCGGUGAGGACUUAUCGCUGGCAGUGCAUCGAGUGCAAGUCCUGCAGUCUGUGUGGCACCUCUGAGAACGACGACCAACUGUUGUUCUGUGAUGAUUGUGACAGAGGCUACCACAUGUACUGUCUGAGCCCUCCCAUGUCUGAACCACCAGAGGGGAGCUGGAGCUGUCAUCUGUGUCUGAGACAUCUGAAGGAGAAGGCCUCAGCCUACAUCACCCUCACUUAAUCUGCGGAGCUGCACCUCAUCAUCUUGGCCCUUCAUCUUCUCCCAAAUCACCUCUUCGUCACCCCUCUCUGUGCCUCAGCUGCCCCCCCUCCUCCUCCGAUCUACUCGCCGCCACUUCCUCUACAAUCCGUCCCAGUGACCUUUGACACGACUGAGCACACAGCAUCCACAGCGGCUAACCGACCUCCGUCCUUUUUUGUCACUCACAUUCCCUGAUGCUUGACCUAAACCCCAACUCCUCUGCCUUUUUCCUGCUCUGUCUCAACAGAGGAAUUCAUCAGCUGACAAUAAGUUUGCUAGCAAGACACACACUCCAGCCUGCCAAGGGCACUUCAGAGGCAUACUGCUCAACAGGAACCCUCUUAAGGGCCCUCAGAAGAGCCCUAAUGAUCUUCAGCUGCAACUCAGUCAAGUAGUGAGUGUGAAUUAAUAAAAUGGAUAGGUGUUAGGUCGAGGACAGGGCUUGGAAGACCCUGGAUAACCGUGGACCAGCAGGUUUCAUUGUUAGCCAACUGUGAAAUAUACACCUAACCAAAAUUUCAUUUACUCCCUCUGUCCUUUACCAUGUACAGUAGAGCUGAGAUGUUGGACUGCUCUGCUAGUUGUCUGCAGGGCUCGCUGCCCAGUGCAGUUUCGAAGGGGAGUGAAUUGUACAGAAUUCAGACUGAUUCUCCAUCUAAGCACUCUUCACAACUCCUCUCACUGGCAAACAAUGAGCAUCUGGUCAGGAACUCAAACCAUCUUUGACCUCGCCGCGUCCUCUCUCCUUGCAUGGGGUUUCCACAAAUUAAUGAUGCAUUUUGGGAUUGACACUGAAGGUUUUUAUUGUGUUUGGAUGUGAUCCUCAGAUGAGAGGAGAGAUGGAUUUUUUCUCUAAUCAGCUGUCUCUGAUCAAACAGUGUAUUUAAAAAAGACAAUUUAGGCUUAGCAUCUCUCACAAAUCCUUUACCUGACCUUCAAUCGCCCUUCCCUUCGAUGAAACCAUGACUGUGAAGCCAAUGCGAGACUGAAACACUCCUGGUGCUUGGUGUGUAUUAUCUGUGUGUUAAGAAUGUAGGAUUGAUGUGUGGACAAUGCAGAACUUUGUCUGGCUCAUGCCGAGGACUAAAAACAUAUUUUUUAUGAUUCUUUUUUUAUUUAUUGUUUUCAUUUGCAUGUUGUUAUUUCAAUUGCUUUUAAAUACUUUUAAUUGAAAUUGAAAAAGAAAGCACACUUAAUUCGCAAUAAUGUGUUUGUGAUAUGAACUCUUUUGGCCAAACUGGGUGUGUUUUAAACUGUGUGUGCCUGUGUGUCUGUUUGUGUGAGUUUAUCUGAGCUCUACAGUAAUUGUUGCCAGUUUCAUGCUAGGUGGUAUCUGUGAGGGGAUUUGAGUAGCACGAACGUAAUGUGAAUGUAAGGAAACUCAGCAUUAACCUGUUCAGGCAUUCUGACAGAGGUGGGACAAAGUCAUUGUUGUUGCAAGUCGAAAGCCUCGAGUCUUGGCACUGAAGUCCUGAGUCAAGACCAGCAAGUGUUGAAGACAUAGCUUGACAUUUUGGGGCAAUAGAUUGAAAAUCAAAGUGUAAAACAAACAAGUUUUGGCCGUAACUCCCGACACAUAACCCGUCUUAACAAACAUAACUUGUUGCUUUUACCCUUUGUUUUUUUGUACAGAUUAAACAAAUGAGAUCUAGAGCAGACACCAUUAGAUGCCAGUAGGUUGAUUUUGUUACCUUUGGACAGAGCCAGUCUUAAUGCUAAGCUACGCUAACUGUCUUCUUAUUUAUCAGACAGAUAUGAGAGUGGUAUCAAUCUUCUCAUAUAAAUAUUGGCAAUAUAGUGAAUAAGCGUAUUUCCAAAAAUGUCAAACAAUUUCUUAACAUCAAGUCCAAGUCUCAAACAUCUACAUCUCAAAAGUUCUGAUCUUCUUGCCAAAUUAAACGCCAUUUAAAAUCAUUAACUUCACAGUAACAUCUGCAUUUGAUUUAUUCCUAUGCAUACUUCUUAGGUGAUACUAUGUUUCCACCCUUUUUUCUCUCUGUCAACGCUCAAUUUAGUUCAACAUAUCUUGGAUAAAUAUCACCACAACACACUGACUGUGUCUAGGGUCAUUGAUUUUAUGUUAGCUGAGAGGCUAAGCUCUUUGUUACUAGCUUAAAGCGAUACUCCAACCAAAAUAUGGCCUUUUAGGAUCAAACACGCAAUACUUUUCGCCUUGAACGGUGGCUUUUAACAGACACUAAACCACUCCUGUAACUUAAUCCACUUCUCCGCUGUAUAUUUAGAUCUAAAGAGUCAUAGUGUUCCCAUAAUAUGGCUAAGAACACAGCCCUGGAAAACACUCGCUUACAUGUGCACACUUGAGCGACAUACAGAAUCUUUAGCUUUAAUAAAGAAAUGUAUUAUUUGGGCUUAGCGAGGUUACCAAAAGGCUAAUGUUUAAGUGAAGUCAUUGGUGUUAAAGUCAAGGUCACAUUACAAGUUGAAUUAGCAUGCUAGCUUGCGAGCUCUGUUUUGUGAGAGUGAAACAUGGCAAGAGAUGUUUUUCUUAAAAUUCUGCCAGUCUGCUCUGCACGUUAGAAUCCAGUAUAAUAAAUCAGCGUUUGAAGGCCAAGCUGAAAUGUUAAGGCUGAGUUUUUCAUAAUGAGAUUCAUCAAGUAAACCAGCCAGCAUGUAUAUUUGUACUGAGAAACAUUGUUUUCUUUUAACUCAAAGGCCCAUUAUGUUAUCCUCGACCAGUUAACUACACUUCUCAAGGCGACCUUAAUGGGCACAUUAAUGCUGAAGCGCUGAUUUAGGAGGAUGUUUGCAACAUUUCUGAAUUGUUUGAUAUAGAAGGCAACUAUCCAAUGAUGUGUGAGCUUUAAGCUGGGAAACAAUAGCUGUAUGGGAAUUGAAUUAAGGGCAACAAAUUGCCUGUUCAUACAGUAUUUCAUGUUCUUGUGUACAUAUCAAAGUACAAAACAGGUCAAAUUCAGUUGGUUUUAGUUUGAAUGAUCUCAUCUCAUUUUAAUGCUGCAUCAUGUCUCUAAAUGGAAACUCGCAAGAUCAGAUGGCUUGUGAGAAUGGACGUUGACGUGUAAUUGUGUUGCCAUAUGAUACAGAAAGACAUUAGGUGCAAAUACUGUGCUAGCCCUCAAUGUGACUCCACUGAUGCAUGAAUGGCAUCUGAAAUGUUUCUGAUUUUAUAUUUUGAUAUCGUCAGUAUUACUUUUUUAAAUGAUGAUGAGGAAUAACCUUUAAUUUAUGUUAAUUUCAUGUUUGUUUGCUUUUGUAAUCUGUGUCUUUUCACAUUUUGCACAGUGUGGUUGCAUUUGCUCCCCAAGUGUGUUUAUGCCUCUGUGUGUGUGUGUGUGUGUGUGUGUGUGUGUGUGUGUGUGUGUGUGUGUGUGUGUGUGUGUGUGUGUGUGCGUGUUACCACUUAUGAUUACAGGAAGGUCAGAGAAAAGCAAACCGAACCAAAAUAGUGAAUUAUUAUUAUUCUGCAGACAUUUCUUUUCUCAGUGGAACCACUUGCAUGGCCCAGCACUGCUAGAAGAUUAUAAUGCCGUGUACAGAUGACAACAACAGAAUACUUGAGUGUAGACAUUUCACACAAGGCACUUGGAUAAAGAAGAAUGCUGUUAUGCAUCCUACAGUGUGCUUAGUCAGUGUUAUAAAACCAGUAGUAUCCAAUCAAAAACUGUUUAUUUCCAUUAACCAAUCAGAGCAUCUAGAGUUGAAAUGUGUUUGAGUGGAUAUAGUUUGAUAAUGAAAUGGAUGUUAAUGAUGAUGUUCAAUCGAUAAUAGAAAUGUCUGUGUCGUGUUGCCGAUGAUGAGGAUGCUGAUGAUGAUGAUGAUGGAAAAGCCUUUAAAUUGGGAGCUUUCCUGGCACUUAAUAGGAUAAGCUUGGUGGAGUCAAACUCAUUUUGAUUGUACUAUCUGGGUAGGUUGGGGAAGACAUGUUGUUUUGGAAGGGUGAGUAUCAGUGUGAUUAUUAAAUGAAACUUGAGCCUUUGUACAAAUGGACAAACCAAGGUGGUGGUGAUGGAGGUUCAAGUGUCAAACAAAGCCACACCAGGAACCUCCAGGCCUCAAGUUGACGCCAUUACCCCAAUCUCCCCCCCAUCAUAAGCUGUAGGGGUGGCUCGGCCAAAGGGUUGAGACUUUGGCCCACUCCAGGCCUCUCUUGUAAAUUGUCGUUCUGUGAUCUUGCUUGCACUUUUUUUUUUUUCAUUUCCCAAAAAUAAGAAACUAAUUGUAAGUAUGUAUGUGUGUGAGUGCGGGUGCACUUUUUUAUUUUUAAUCUUUACCUUUUUUCAACGUGAUUGUCUGUUGUAAACAACACUGGAUAAAGAUGAGUUUUUCAUUUGUAUUUUUUACCUUGAGAGGAAGAUGAAAUCUUCUUGGACAUUUUUUAACCCCCCCCCCCCCCCCCCCCCCCCUCCCUCUCUUUCUCUACCUGGGAAUGCUUUGAAAUGUGGACUGUGACCGCAUUGCUGUCAUCACUGCUGUCAGUCAUUCUCUGUGAAUUCAUCCGACUUUCUCAAUUUACCCAGUUUUUUCUCUCUUCCCUUGACUCAUUUUUUUCCAUUAAAAAAAUGAGAUUGAAAAAUGA
Cottoperca gobio is the source of this 5803-nucleotide messenger RNA. It is a transcript of the gene dpf1, whose product is annotated as double PHD fingers 1. The coding region runs from base 1 to 1227 and encodes 408 amino acids. The record is from RefSeq and is a predicted model, not a curated record. NCBI's taxonomy places the organism in Eukaryota, Metazoa, Chordata, Actinopteri, Perciformes, Bovichtidae. The transcript has 12 exons. Gene Ontology annotation, cellular component: nBAF complex. Gene Ontology annotation, biological process: nervous system development.